GUAUUAAAUAGAUUCCUCGUAUGGGCAAUAAAAUCUCCUUUUGGUAUGAUACAUGGGUGGGUAAGGAUCCCCUUAGUUCUGUGAUUUAUGGGCCACACCAUGUUAAUGCACCUAACAUUACUGUUAGAGAUGCUCUUCUUUCCUCUGGGGAAUGGAACUGUGAUUUGAUCUCAUAUUCACUCCUUACUGAUAUUGUUAAUAGGCUAAGGGCCAUUCCUUUUAAAUUCUCUGAUGCUGGAACUGAUACAUUUAUUUGGGGAUGUCACCAGGCUCCUGAAACUCUCAAUCAUAUCUUUAGGGAGGGUUUCCUUGCCAAAUUGUUGUGGAGUCUCCUUACUCCUCAUCCUAUUAACAAUCUUUUUCACGAUCUUGAUUUUGAUGACUGGCUCUUUGCUCAUUUUAAUCAAUCUAAAUUUUCUGGUUUUGAGGGAUGGAGUACUUCCUUCUCGUACAUCAUUUGGUCCCUUUGGUAUUUUCGAAAUCUUCUGGUUCAUGAGAAGAAGAAUUUCUCGUUGGUUAUGGCUAGGGAUUUCAUCUUGUCAAAAAUCAAUGAGUAUAAGCAGCUUCAUCCAGUUUCCUUAAAUACUAAAACUAUUUAUACUGUCUUUGUUGGUUGGAACCCUCCCCCUCCUGGUGUUGUGAAGUUGAAUACUGAUGGUUCAGUUGUGACAAACCCAGGAAAUGCUGGUGCCGGAGGAAUUUUCAGAGAUGAUCUUGGAAACUAGCUGUUGGGAUUUUACAGGAAUAUUGGAUAUACUUCCAGUCUUUCGGUUGAGCUAUGGGCCUUAAACUGGCCAUGGACAAGGGAUUUUCCCAGCUCAUUGUUGAAACCGAUUCUAUGGUUGCAAAAACAUUGAUUGAAUCUGCUAAUUCUGAUUCUCACUCACUGGGGUUUUUAAUUGAUGAUUGCAGGGAUAUGAUGUCCCAAGUCACCAGCCUUCAGCUUAGACAUGUGUUCAGAGAAGCCAACAGUAUUGCUGACAAGUUGGCUAAGAAGGGUACAAAGUCGAACUCUCCUUUUGUUGUGCUGAAUCAAUGUCCUUCUGAUCUUUGUAAUGUUUUGUAUUUGGAUGUUAUUGGGAAUAUGACUCCCAGGACUACUGUAUCUAGUUAAUUAUCUAUGCUAUCUCCUUUUUCUACCAAAAAAAAAAGAGAUUGUAUGUCAUUCAUUCACCAACUGAAGAUGUGAAACUUGGCCUACAAGUCAAUGUCUAUCUAUCUCAACAUUAACUCUAUAAAGGUCCACUGUUCAU
Rubroshorea leprosula is the source of this 1253-nucleotide messenger RNA. NCBI's taxonomy places the organism in Eukaryota, Viridiplantae, Streptophyta, Magnoliopsida, Malvales, Dipterocarpaceae. The record is from the annotation of a GenBank genome assembly.